This is a messenger RNA of Spizellomyces punctatus DAOM BR117, 1344 nucleotides long. RefSeq lists its product as uncharacterized. Bases 69 to 1217 code for a protein of 382 amino acids. NCBI's taxonomy places the organism in Eukaryota, Fungi, Chytridiomycota, Chytridiomycetes, Spizellomycetales, Spizellomycetaceae. The record is from RefSeq and is a predicted model, not a curated record. The transcript has a single exon.
CACGUUCCCCUCUCCCACCAACAUCUCGAAAAUAUCAAGCAGCCUGACAACUCGCGACGAUUGCCAAGAUGCCCUUUCCCCCACAAACUCCAGACAGCUCCCACAAGGAGGUUCUUCGACUCCUCCACCUAUCAACCAGACACCGCAUACCUCCAGCAAUUCUCUCCCUUCCUAUGCUCCUAUUCUCUUCAACCACAUCCCGCCCCAUCCGGCUUCGUGAGACCCGUCGAGCCUAUAAGCUCAAAUCCCUUCUCGUGCAUCCGGACCGAUGCACACAUCCUGGUGCCACAGAGGCAUUCCGAAUAGUUCAUAACGCUUACGAAGACGUUGUUUUAAGAGGAUGGGUUGCAGAGUCUUCGUCUGGCCAAGAGACCUUGAGUAAGGAGGAACGUGAACAAGAGAUGGAGCAGUGGAUGCAACAUACCCAUGAUAAAUACUUUAGAGGACGACGCAGAGCAGCGAGUGAUGUGCCAUUUACUGCUGGCUACGAAGAUGCUGUGAAUGACGUUAUGGAGUGGAUGGAUGCCGAGGAUGAGGAACCGGAUGUUGUUAUAUGGCUGCGCAAGAUUCAUGUGAAGGGUGAGAGAGGACUGGCCAAGGGAAGAGCUACUAAGAGCAAUGGCAUAUUUUCAAAUGUAGUUGAAGAGAAAAGAUGCAACAAGAAUGAAUGCUUAAAGGAGGAGUAUGAAUGGCGAGAUCUAUCUUUUGAUACCCUAAAAAGCCAAGACCAAGUGGAACAAGAGGUAGCAGAUCACGACGACGACGUUAGCGCUGAGGAAGAAUAUGCACAAUGGGAUCACAUUCAUCCUUCCGACACCAUCGCCAGUCUAAACGAGCCAUCUUCCAGAGAAGACACCCCACCAUCAUCCCCCGAAUCCUCUUCACCCUCUGACACAGACGCCUCCACAGAAUGGAUACGCAAAUUACACGCAAUAGAUAGACGUCGUCGUCGUGUACAAGGCAAGCCAUCCAAACCUCGACUCUCGUCCUCAUCAUCCAAUCUUCGUGGAGGGCUACCCAAUAAAUCUUUAAAAAUGUGCGCAUCCAUGGACCAAGUCAACCCCGCAUCGAACAGAUCUGCAAUGAAUUCGCUUGUGGACCAUUCUAGAAGCUGCUCGGCACCCGUUACACUUGCUCCUACCCAAUUCAAGCCCACACGGCGGAGAUAUCGGCUUGUAGAUCUCAAAGGGGCCGCUGAUAUAGAACAAGGGGACUGAUUUUUUUUUUUCUUGUUUACAUGAACGUCAGAUGCAGAUGAUGGAUAGAUGGGAUCGCACACUGGCCCACCAGGGGAAAACAAGAAUCAUCUUGUUGUUUGUAUUUGAAUUUAAUGACUCAUUGUUC